GGCCUGAAGUGUUUUAACGUAAGCUGGCUAGAGAUAUGGGCUGUCCAACAAGAUGAUUUUUUGUACCCAAACAGAUGGUUUGAUUAAUGUAACUUCAUGUGUUUCUAGGAGUUCUGAUAAAUGAAGUCGCCUCUUCUGAUAUGUUUUGUUGGAUUAUGUUUUUGGACUUCUGUAAUUUCACUGAAGAUCUGCGCUUUCAACAUUCAGAGCUAUGGGGAAGCAAAGGCCAGCAAUAAGAGAGUUAUGGAGAUUUUGGUAAAGAUUAUUUCUCGCUGUGACCUGAGUUUGAUUCAGGAGGUUCGAGAUUCUAAAGGUGAAGCUGUAUCUGCACUGUUAAUGAGCCUAAACAGGUUUGACAAAUCUCAUAUUUACACACAUUUAGAGAGUAAAAGAAUGGGGAAGAAAACAUAUAAAGAGCAGUAUGUGUAUAUUUACAGAAAAGACAUGCUACAGGUGCAAGAGCAAUACCAACACCCAGAGUUUAAUGACAGCACAGUGUUUGCCAGAGAGCCGUUCAUCAUAUGGAUCCGUUCUCCCACAACCUUGGUGAAGAACUUUGUCCUCAUUGGUCAGCACACCUGUCCUAAGAGUGCAAUGAAAGAAAUGGAGGCACUGUAUGAGGUCUUCCAAACAGUCAGGAAGAAAUGGAAAACUGAGAAUGUGAUGUUUCUAGGUGACUUAAAUGCAGCUUGCAGCUAUGUUACCAAUAAAGGACUGAAAAACGUGCGUCUCAGGAGCGACCCAAAGUUCCACUGGUUAAUAAAAGAUGAACAAGACACUACAGUGAGAGAAAAAACACACUGCGCUUAUGACAGGAUUAUUAUUCAUGGCAAAGAACUAAUUUCUGGAAUAGUUCCGGAAUCUGCUCAACCAUUCAACUUCAAAGAAGAGUUCAAUCUAUCUGAGGAAGAGGCUUUGCAAAUCAGUGACCACUAUCCUGUAGAGGUGGAUCUGAAAGCAAACCAUCGAUACCUCCUGCGCCAUGAACUGUAAAAUGAUAAAUAUCUGUGAAUAUGACCUACAAGUAUCAAUACUAAUAGCAUAUCAUUAUUGGCUUGAUACUGUGAUCAUUUACUGGUUCAGUGUCCAGUACUAUGUGGACAGAGUGUACAAUUAUUACACACAUUUACUGUGUAAACUUUGCACCAGAACACAUAUAAGAUGUUUAGAGGCUGAACUGAUACCACAGAGAGAAAAUGUGAAAAGAUAACAUAAUAAUAAAAGCAACAUUGAACAGGUGUUAGUUGCUGAGAAUGACAAUCGGGUUGAUGUCAGUAUUUGACGUCAAUUAGACGUUGACCUAAAGCUGGAUUUUGGUUACACAACCUAAAAACAACAAAAUAUCAAUGUCAUCUUAUGUCAGUAUUGGGCAUCAAAUAAACAUUGACAUUAGAUUCGAUUUUAGUUAUCUGACGUCGCAACCAAAAUUUAACCAAAUAUCAGUGUCUUAUGACGUUGUGUGCCUGCUGGGUAUAUGCAAAUUAUUUUUAAAUAAAUUUUGAUUUAUUGUGGCUUGGUGUUCUGCUAUAGUGUCCUGUAUUUGAACUCAGUAACAGUGGAGAUUAAAUAAUAAACACAAUGGCUUCAUAUUGCCAUCUCA
Messenger RNA from Labeo rohita (rohu), 1600 nucleotides. It is a transcript of the gene dnase1l1l, whose product is annotated as deoxyribonuclease I-like 1-like. Gene Ontology annotation, biological process: DNA catabolic process. Gene Ontology annotation, cellular component: nucleus. The transcript has 8 exons. The record is from RefSeq and is a predicted model, not a curated record. The coding region runs from base 121 to 993 and encodes 290 amino acids. Lineage: Eukaryota; Metazoa; Chordata; Actinopteri; Cypriniformes; Cyprinidae. Gene Ontology annotation, molecular function: DNA nuclease activity.